UGUUGUGGGUAUUUUUUAAGUUAUUCUUUUAACACUUCUUUUAAAGGGUUUUUGUUGUGAACAAAAUUAUCCAAUCCAAUUUUCCUACAACACAAUUUUUUUUCUAACGGUUUAAUAAUUUAAACAAUGAAACCAAAGGUUACUGUUCCACCAAAAGAACCUUUUAAGAAUAUCUCUACGAAUAUAUUACGAAUAUUACGAACCCCGCUUACCACGCACGAUAACACACGAUUAAAUGAAAAUGUUCGAAAGUUAUUGAGUGGUUAUAAAAAUGACUUGCACAUAAACGAUAUUAGUGAGGUAACUAAAUUAUUACUGGUGUUAUUUGAAAAAAGUGAAUAUUCCGAACUACAUCUUAAUCAUUUUUUGGAUAUUUUAAAUUUAUGUUGGUAUAAAUUUAAGCUGUAUCAAUCUGGUUAUAUCGCAAAAAUGAUUGAAAGCUUUACCAAUUUGUUUAAUGCUUUAGCGUUUUUAUUGGGAGGUACUCAAAACUCAAAAAUAACCCAACCGAUAUUAUUAACUUUAAGAAAAAUUGGCCAAAUCACCAAACGCACAACGUCUUUUCUCUACAAAAGUGUUUCUAUAGAAGGUUUAAUAAAAAGUGAACUUCCAAAUAUAUUAACUGAAUUAUUGGAAAUUUCGGAUCAAAAUUAUUAUCACAAUCUUUUAAAAACAUUAGAAUCUUUAUUAAUUAGUGAUACAAUUUGUUAUGGUUUUAUAAAAUUAAAUAUUUUCGAUAUUGUAAUGAAUAAAUUGAAUGUGCCCUCAUCGUUGGGCACGGGAAGAAGGAGUACUUACGAGGAGUUAAUCCACUGUAAUUUACCUGAUCAUGUACAUACAAGUAAAAAUGUUUUGUUUGGGUUAAUAGAUGCUUUUACGAAAAGUUCCACAACGUUUAAAGAUUACAUAUUCAAUCACUGCCAGAUUACGCGAGUUUCUUGGAAGUGCAUCGCUGAAAUUUUUUAUAUUCUCGUUGCCACAAAUGAUCAAAGAACUUUAAGAAACAAUUAUUUUUUAUUGGUCAGAUUAUUAUCUAACGCUUUUAACGUGGAUCAUGCUUUAUCUUAUUUAGAUGGUUACAAAUUAAUUUUCGCAACUGAAAUUGUCCAAAAUUCUUGGGUAUCUCAAGUUCGUUUUCAACCGGAUGAUUUAGAUUUCGACUUUAAAGUUUUAUCUUUAAGCAUGUUAGGAAUAGAUUGUCCGUAUGAAUCAACAGUGCAUCUUUUAAAGAAAAUGAAAGCGAUGCAAGGUCUUAUAAAGAUAAUCAACCCAGAAGAAAAUUUAAUUUGGAAUGAUGGGCAAAGAAAGGCGUUAAUGAUACAUGCUUUAAUUGCAAUUGAAAAUGUUGUUCUUAACGUGCUCGAUGAGUUUGUGAAUGGAAAUGGACCUAAAAUAUUAGUUAAUUUAUUGAGAUUAUCUCUCGAUGAUAUUUAUCCAAUACAAUUAGCCAUACCAGCUUUAAAGUGUAUUCGAAAAACUUUAAAGGGGAAUUAUAAAAUAAUCGAUUAUGAAUAUCGAAAAGAAAAUAUUCUUUCGUUGUUGGUGCAAUGUUUAAAAGAUCUUAUUAACUUGCAACAUUUUUCGAAAACAAAUCAGAAUUUUUUGAUUUUAAUUUAUUGCAUUCUUGAGAAAUUAUCGAUUAAUAAAGAAAAAGAAACUCCUGAUAUUAUCAAGAGAAGCAUAGAAAUAAUGAAACGAUACUUAUCUCCAUCGCUGAACGAUUUUUUUUUACCACCAAUCGGAUUAAUUGCCAUUUUAGAUUUUCUUUGGAUAAAUGUGGUAGAAUCCACAGAAAGUUUGAAUCAUUUUAUGUCAAAUGAAGGUGUUUUUGUUCUUAUGGAUGUUAUAGAACGUUUCCCCAUCGCCAUGAAAGUACUUGGUUUGAGCAUUCUCACCGAUUUAUGUGAAAUCGGAGGUUUAUCCAGCAUAUUAACAUGGAGGGGAAAAACUGGAGAUACAGUCAUUCCAUUUUUGAUGAAAAUUUAUCAAAAACAAUGUCAAUUUGAUAAUGGAGCAUGCGCAAUAUAUACAACAAGAAGUGGUCAUACAAAAAUAAUCAACAAUAAAUGUGGUCACAAACAUAAAACUCAAGAUUCAUGUUUGACGUGUUUGGGAAUGUUGGGAAAUUGUAAACCGAAAAUUUACGCAAUUUUGUAUAUGAUAAAUUGCCAUUGGCAAUCUAACCUUGUAAAUAAAACCUACAAAUUAAGCGAACCUCUAAAUUACCAAGAUAAAGUUACCCUUUUAUUAGCGGAGUAUUAUUACCCGCUAAAAAUCGGCGAAGUUUGGACGGAAUUAAAUCACGACAUGGAACAAUCAGGAAUAAGACCGUUAUUGUUUGAUCAAGAACUUAUUGCUUUUAAUAUUCGCAAAUAUACCGAUUUAUCUAAUUUCGUUAGACAUGAACAAAACAAACUUUUCUUAGAACAAGAAGUUAAAGAUAAACAAGACGAAAUGCGCUUAUAUAACUACCUUAAAGAAAGUACUUUAUCUGAAAGUUUGGAUGCGUUACAACAAUUAAAACAUCACGCUCUAUGUAGUGAACACGUUUUUAGACUUGCAGCCGCUUCAAAAAUGAUAGCGAAAUUGGAUGACCGGAAAGGUCGAAGUAAAGAGUCAUUCGUGCGGUUUCAUUCAACAGUUCCUAGAGCAGGAGUUACAUACUUUGGUGGGCAGAAAGCCGAUGUGGAUCCGAAAAUCGAAGAUAUUAAAGAAAGUAAUAAAAAACUAGAGUGUUUCCUACCCUUAAUUGAUUCUGAACAAUCCAUGCAAGGAAGGAUUAAGAACAGUCCAUCUAAUUCUAGUAGAAAUAAAAGAUUUUUAAAAUAUUUUAAUAAAAAUUUAUAAAUAAAACAACUACAACAAUC
This is a messenger RNA of Onthophagus taurus, 2867 nucleotides long. Lineage: Eukaryota; Metazoa; Arthropoda; Insecta; Coleoptera; Scarabaeidae. The record is from RefSeq and is a predicted model, not a curated record.